AUGGAUCUCCAACCCGCGUGCCAACUGCCCACUGUGGCUGCGCAACGCUCAUAUGAUCCAGCCUCGGUCCUCCCUGAUAGCAACAAAUUUCUCAACCACCUCGUCAAAUUCCGCGAUAACAACAAUCGCGAAUAUGUUCGUGUCCAGCUCACUGCAGCUGGUAAUGAAGCUCUUCGGGCACUCUCUCAUACCCCUAUCCAGCGCGAGGUCUGGUCCUGGCCAUGUUACGAAUUCACGAUCCGAGUGACUAACAAUGAACCCUGCGUUAAGGUGGCCCAGAUCAAGACGGCUCAUCCCUCGUACGUGAACGCACUCCUCACCGCUUCUCGCGGAAUCCAGAUGCCCAAUCCCUGUGAGCAUUCCACCAAUAGUCUUCCCUUCGGCGGGAACGUACGCCUUCCUGGCACCUUCAAUGGCGCAUGCGCUAACUGCCAAUGGCGCGAUAAUGCUUCUCAAUGCACGCUUGGGAACCGCCACGAGCGUCAGUAUAUCUCGUUAAAUGCUGGCGAAAUCCCUGAGCCUUCUCGAGUCGAAACCUUGGUUGACUGA
This is a messenger RNA of Penicillium argentinense, 549 nucleotides long. RefSeq names its product DUF3716 domain-containing protein. Lineage: Eukaryota; Fungi; Ascomycota; Eurotiomycetes; Eurotiales; Aspergillaceae. The record is from RefSeq and is a predicted model, not a curated record. The coding region runs from base 1 to 549 and encodes 182 amino acids. The transcript has 2 exons.